AUGCCUAACCCCCUCAAGGCAAUACAUGCAAGUUUCAACCUCCUGACCUGGGCGCUGGACCACGACCAAGUCCCAAAUGAUAUCCGUCGCAGUCUCGAGCUCGUUCGAACAUGCGACUCAGAUCUUCAAUAUCUCAUAGAACUACGUCACGAAUGCCUCCAUCUUCUUCAGCGCCGCCCAAAGGUUCUUGCCCGCGUACACAACAUUAUCGAAUCAGCUCAAAGAGGACUUCAAGAAGUCUGCGAGAUUGUCGAGAGGUGUCGCCCGGAGGCCGACAGAGGUGGAAAGACCACCUUUUCGAAACGCAUGGCAUGGGUGCUUGUAGAUGCGAGUGAGUUCAAGAGCCAGGAGCCUAUUGUUAGUCGACAUCAUGCCGCUGUGCUUGCUGAGUUGAACUUUUUGAGACAGAUAGCUCUUUUGGCUCCUGUUCCUGAACCCGUGAAAGUUAAGGAGAAGUGUGGUGUAAGAGAUGAAGCCACAGUGUUUGAUAAUGUCGCGCUGCUAGGGGAUCUUCUUGGUGAUGUAACGGGCAAGUUGAAGAUUCCCAUCAUAUAUAUUCAUCGAUACAAUGAUCUAAUACCAGGAAACCACCAAUUGCUCAAUCUAUUGAUCCUCCAACUCCAACCAUAG
This is a messenger RNA of Fusarium odoratissimum NRRL 54006, 630 nucleotides long. RefSeq lists its product as uncharacterized. The coding region runs from base 1 to 630 and encodes 209 amino acids. The transcript has 2 exons. The record is from RefSeq and is a predicted model, not a curated record. Lineage: Eukaryota; Fungi; Ascomycota; Sordariomycetes; Hypocreales; Nectriaceae.